Molecule: messenger RNA, 2808 nt
Organism: Mucor velutinosus
Lineage: Eukaryota; Fungi; Mucoromycota; Mucoromycetes; Mucorales; Mucoraceae
Product: Aspartokinase
Exons: 3
Coding region: 1-2808 (935 amino acids)
Biological process (GO): DNA-templated transcription; regulation of DNA-templated transcription
Molecular function (GO): zinc ion binding; DNA-binding transcription factor activity, RNA polymerase II-specific; DNA binding
Source: RefSeq, a predicted model, not a curated record
AUGUCAAUUAGUAGCGAUGAAGCCGCCAUCAAACGACAGCGAGUGAGUCGUGCCUGUGAUUUAUGCAGAAAAAAGAAGAUCAAGUGCGAUGGUGCUUCUCCUGUCUGUGGAAAUUGUCAGGCAUUUCAUCUCGAGUGUUCAUACAAAGAUACAACCAAAAAGAGAGGCCCUCCCAAAGGCUAUAUUGAAGCCAUUGAAAAUAGACUGCAUAAGCUAGAAGCCUAUCUCAAUGAUAUCGUCAAGGAGGAGCAGGAUGAUCCCCGUACACUCGAGUUGAUCAGAGAACUACAAUCGCCGCUGGAGACACCUGGAGGCGAAAAGAUCAAAGGACGACCUCAACGUAGACAGCGUCGCAACACCAACAAACAAGCCAAAGCCUCUUCCAAUGAUACAGCCUUAGCAUCACCUCUGUCUCCACUGUUUGAUAGCCCAACAUUGAGCUAUAGCGAAUUGCCCGAUGAACAAAUUACAUCAUCCUCUACUGCUGUCGGAUCUCCUGCAAAUGACAGCACAGGUCAGCUUUCCAUGGAUGAGAAUGGUGGUGUUCGCUAUCUCGGCAAGUCAUCUGGAUUUUACUUGCUCUCCAACAGUCGGACGUAUCAGAAUGGUGCCUUUCACUUCUCGGGAUACGCUCAUCAAUACAAGGUAGAUCAGCUACAGCCCUCUCGCAAAAGACGGUACUCCAAUGUCGAUCCCUUUGAACUGCCACCCAAGGACCUAUCUGAGCAUUUAAUCACAUUGUAUUUCACUCACUUUUAUCCUGUGUUACCCAUGUUCUACAAGCGACGCUUGGUCUGCUCAGCAUCACCUCUGGAACCUGUUUCUCCUCUUCUCUUGAAUGCCAUUUAUGCCAUUGCGUCACGAGUAACCCCUGAUGAACGUGUGAGAUCUGAUCCCAAUGCACCUGACACGGCCGGUGAUAUCUUUUACGAACGAGCCAAAUGUCUGUUAGACGAUUACUAUGACACUCCCAAGAUCUCCACUGUGCAGGCAUUGCUAUUGAUGGCCAGCCAUCAGCAGGGCGCUAUGAAAUCUGCAAGAGCUUGGUUGUACAGCGGCAUGGCUUUCCGAAUGGCUCAAGAUUUAGGCCUUAAUCGCAACUGCGAUCAUUGGAACAUUUCUCCUGAAGAGCGAGAGCGCAGAAAGCGAGUUUUUUGGUGCUGCUACAUUGUCGACCGCGUUACCAGUGCCAUCUAUGGCCGUUCCUCCAACUUUGAAGAGCGGGAUUGCGAUGUGCCCUUUCCAGCUGUGGAUGAUGAUGAGCCCAUUGCCUUCAAAGAACAGCAAGAUCAAUCUAGACCUCCAAUCAAGCUUCUGGAACUGUUUACUCAAAACAUAAAGAUCAGUGAAAUCCUGGGACACGUGCUGAAGAAUAUUUACUAUGUCAAGGCCAAACACCACACGGAUUCUCAGUACAUUGAUCACAUUCUGACCACGCUGCAUCGACAGCUUCUGCAAUGGCACAGCAACCUCCCUUUCGCUCUUCAAUACAAGCUCCCCAAUACGCAGAUUGGUGAAAAGGGCCCUGAUCCUCCAUCUGCCAUCUGUCAAUUGCAUCUGACGUACUAUACAACCAUGAUUCUGCUGCACCGUUCAUUCAUCCCUGGCCCAACGCAAUCGCAUCUGCCCAUCUCGUUGCCUUCGUACAAGAUUUGCGAGUCUGCAGCUACUUCGAUAUUGGACAUUGUCAACAUCAUGCUGGGCGAGAACCACUUGCGCUAUGUGCACAACUUUUCAGUCUUCUUUGUGUUUACAGCUGGUAUCAUCUUUAUCAAAAUGGCAUCUUCGGUAGACCUCAAUCGUGCUUUUGACGCCAAAAUCAACAUCAAUCGCAUCAUGCGUGCACUCGAUGAUCUGGAGGUGACUUGGAUGAACGCUGCUCGUUGCUGCAACAUCUUGGGCGAGCUGGCUGGUCUGCGUGAUAUCAAGCUCGAGUGCGAUAAAUACGUGCCCAAAUUGGACAACGACAAACCAAGCCCACCACCAUGUAUCGCUGUACCCAAUUCGCCUGAACUCAACCACGCCGACAGCAUGCCAGCCAUGCAAUCCACCAUGGCAACCGACUAUAGCGAAUGGAACACAUCCAAUUCAUCAGGCAAUUCUACACCUGCUCCUCAGAAAGACCUCAAUUCGAGUUUCUCAUUAUAUUUGCCAACGCCUACUUCUUCUAUACCCAUCUCAUCUGUUCGUCAAUCCAGCCAUCAUAACAGAUCAUCCUCAUUAGACUCCAAGCUUUUCCAAAAGAACCAAGCCAGUAGCAACCAGCGAUCCUCCUCCACCUCUGUACUCAACAUCACACCUACUGUGGAUCCCUUUGCUGCUCCUGGCAUCAUCCCUAACCCAUCUCAACAACAAGAAUUCGAUCCUUUAGGCACUGCUUUCUGGGGCAUGCCAACUUCACUGAAUACAGACGAAUGGGACUCGUACUUUGGUAAUCUACAACAGCAACAACCACAGCCAUCUCCUCAAGAACAGCAACUGAAUGACUUGCUCAUGUCUACCUCCAAUUCUCUACAACAAGCUUCCAACUAUAUCUAUGAACAACAACAGCAGCAACAGCAGCAUAGACACUCCAAUUCUACUACCUCUCUCGAUUUGCCAAUGUCACCGUCUCAAAGCGUCUUGCUUGGCUUCUUGGAUGAUCCUGAUCAAAGAAACAAUCAAGAGCAAACAUUUGUAUCUUCCCCUAAAACGAUAGACUAUAAUAGCAACAACAACAGCAACAACAACAACAACAACAACAACAACAACAACAACAACAACAACAACAACAACAACAACAACAACACUGAUAUUCUGCAAUGGUAA